AUGACUUCUGGCAUCACCGAUCAAAAUGAGUUGAAAUUGUCAACGCGGAUAAGUCGGGAUGGUCUUACACCCACUGAAUUAAGCGCUCCACAACCUGUAGCCGAUAUUUACAACGGUCGCGGGGAGGAAUACCCAGUCAUCGGGGACCUACCACACCAAGGGCAAAGGAAAUCACCGGAAAAAUUGGAUGAAAGUCCGCAGAAGCCUGAAGUCGAGUUGGAUGAUUUUGGAUUGCCUCUUCCAAAGUCUAGACCUUCGCUGAAAUCUGCUAAAUCAGCUAGUCCGACGCUCGGCAAGUUAACAGAAAGCGUUGACUGCUUGGCCCUUCAGAAUACAGCUGAAACCGACGAUGGUGCACCAGGUAGAAAUCUUACACGCUCUGUAUCUGCGCCCAUUCGCGAUUUAAUUAUACCUGAUAAAAGGCUCAGUAUUGGUCUGGCAGUGAAAGAGGCUCCCAGCCAGAAACAGGACACUCCCGGUUUACCCGUGACAGACGCCACAGGCCUUACCGAACAACCGCAGCCCAAUGGAGAACCCCUUGAGACGGACAAGCUGGGCCACCAGAAUUCUACGCUCCCCACAGCCCCUGCCGUAUCUGAAUGGUCGCACCAACGGCUAACGACAAAGGACCACUCUACUGAUGGUGAGGAUGAUAGCGGUUGGCAAGAUAUGCCGGCUCUUGAUUCUUUUGAUAUCUACGAUGACAAUGGCCGGCUCGUUGCGCGUGGGAGCAAGGAAGAGGAUGAAGAAGCAGUAUACCAAGGUCUUGGAGGUGCCGGAAAAGGUUACACCAGAGUUCAAAUCGAUGAGGACGCUCAGUCAGCCACCAGCCUAGACGAGGAAACUAAAUAUCUUUUUCCUGAGCCGCAAAGCAAUGCCCUCGGCGUUGAUGAUGAGAUUCGGGACCCCAUAUCUCAGUUACAAGCAACAAAAACUUUGCUCACCGAGGGACAGAGAAUAGCAUACGUCGGAGUAACGAGACUUACUAUAUUUCAAAUGGUAAAAGAUUUGGAAGCCAUUAAAUUAACAAAAUCGACACGUAAAUAUUUGGCGGGCGCUGUCGACUCCAUGACGAAAUGGGGACAGCAAAUGAUGAUUCGACUAUAUGGACAUAUGGAAAUUGAUGCUGCAGAGCAGGUAAUGAUCGAGCAGCUAGCGGAACAUGGAGUUCAGCCAGUAGACCUGGUUCGUCCUCUCAUGCAGAACUCGCGUGUCAGGAAUCCUAUGAUGGAGGAAUCGUUUCCCGUGAAAGAUGAGCAGGAUCCUCGUACUAGUUACUCUUCCGACGCUCCAGAAACACCUUCGUCCGAUAGCCCUCCGCCUCCCUAUGAGAAGUAUCAGAAUGACGACCUUCCUGAGGUCCGGACGCCUUCCCAAUUACCACAAUCUGAGAAGCUUGACAUUGAUCUUCGAUGGACCGUAUUGUGCGACCUCUUCUUGGUUCUCAUUGCAGACUCAACGUAUGAUGCGAGAUCACGACGUCUGUUGGAGCGCGUGGCAGAAGUGAUGGAAAUCUCGUGGAUGCAAAUAUGUCGGUUCGAGAAACGGGUCAUUGACUCGUUGGAAAUGCAAGAGGAGAAGAACAAAGAAACCUGGGACGAAGCAGAUCAUAUGGAAAAGCGUAGAAAGGACGCUCUAAAACGAAGAUACAUGAUUAUGGGUCUUGCAACUGUCGGCGGUGGUUUGGUGAUUGGCUUAUCCGCCGGCUUGCUGGCUCCCGUUAUUGGAGCCGGGCUAGCAGCAGGCUUCACUACUAUCGGCGUCUCCGGCACAGGUGCUUUUCUCGGUGGAGUUGGAGGCACGGCGUUGAUCACAUCUGGUGCUACCAUAACGGGCAGUACAAUUGGUAUUCGAGCAUCAAAUAGACGCACCGGGGCCGUUAAAACCUUCGAGUAUCGCCCAUUGCACAAUAACAAAAGAUUAAAUCUGAUCGUUACUGCCGCUGGAUGGAUGACCGGUAAGGUCGACGAUGUUCGGCUACCAUACAGCACCGUUGACCCGAUAAUGGGCGACAUUUAUUCCAUUCUAUGGGAGCCAGAAAUGCUUCAAAGUAUGGGCGCCACCAUAAACAUUCUUGCGACAGAGGCUCUAACCCAGGGCCUUCAGCAAGUGCUCGGAAAUACAAUAUUAACAGCGUUGAUGGCAUCUUUGCAGCUUCCUAUUGUCCUAACGAAGCUAUCUUACCUCAUAGAUAACCCCUGGAAUGUAUCGCUUGCCAGGGCUACUGCUGCUGGUCUCAUUUUGGCUGAUUCGCUCAUGGAUAGAAAUCUUGGCAACCGCCCUGUCACUCUUCUUGGGUUUUCUCUAGGCUCAAGGUUGAUUUUCUCUUGUUUAGGAGAGCUCGCGAAGAAAGGAGCACAUGGUAUCGUUCAAAAUGUGUACCUCUUCGGUUCGCCUGUUGUCGCGAACAAAGACGAAUACCUGAAGGCAAGAAGUGUAGUGUCCGGAAGGUUCGUAAAUGGGUAUUCGUCAAACGAUUGGAUUCUGGGAUAUCUCUUUCGAGCUACGAGCGGCGGAAUCAUGCGCGUGGCCGGCCUCGCACCGGUAGAGGAGAUCGCUGGCGUCGAAAACGUUGAUGUUACAAAGUUUGUAAAUGGCCAUAUGGCCUAUCGAACUGCCAUGCCGCGUCUACUUCGAGAGGUAGGGUGGGAAGUCGAAAGCGACGAAUUUACUGAGAUCGAAGACCCUGACCCAGACAACCACCAGGAAAGGCAGCGAGAUCUUAUUCGUGAGAUCCAGGAAGCUCGCAAACAGGCCGAAGAGAAGCCAGACAAGAAGAAAUUUGGGUUUUUUAAGCGUGGAAAACUUGCUGAGAAAAAAGGAUGGGAAACAUAUGAAGCCGAUCAAAACGAGCGCAGCCAUACGCAUACCCCCGACGGAAAUGUCGACCCAGGAGGCACAGUUCUCUUCGACAUUGAUGCUAUCAGAGCUGAGCUAGCCAGCGAGCAAAUUGAAGUAAAACAGCUCGAGUCAACUCUUCCCCCCAUAAAGGUUGACCUCCAGUCGCCAUCGUCCGCUCCUUACCCGAGUUCUCCCAAUGGACAGAAGGAGUCACCGAUUAUGACUCCAAACCCUGAAGAAGCCGCCACCAAGCAUCCCGCAGCCUCUGAGUCGCCCAAACAGCAAACAGCUGUAGGAAUCCGCGACUUUAAGCCCCUGCCAGAUAUACCCUCCGGCGCAGGUGCUCUCCAUGACCCGUGGCCACAUGAGAACGACGUUCAAAUGACGUUCGAUACUGCCUAUCAUUCAACGGCAUCUGUCACAUCCCACGAAGCGGACUCUAUGACCGUUCCUUCGUUUCCUCCGCAAUCCAUGACUCUACCGGCAACGCAGGCACACGAUGACUGUCCUCGACUUGACACUUCCAAUCUGAGUCAUAACGCCUGGGCUGACCCGAGUGAUGCCGAUGACUCAAAUAUUACGCUUACAUUUGCCUAG
Messenger RNA from Uncinocarpus reesii 1704, 3438 nucleotides. RefSeq lists its product as uncharacterized. The transcript is spliced from 2 exons. NCBI's taxonomy places the organism in Eukaryota, Fungi, Ascomycota, Eurotiomycetes, Onygenales, Onygenaceae. The coding region runs from base 1 to 3438 and encodes 1145 amino acids. The record is from RefSeq and is a predicted model, not a curated record.